Struthio camelus australis is the source of this 3929-nucleotide messenger RNA. The record is from RefSeq and is a predicted model, not a curated record. NCBI's taxonomy places the organism in Eukaryota, Metazoa, Chordata, Aves, Struthioniformes, Struthionidae.
AAAGCCUUGUGCGCAGGCGGGUGAAGGGCCUCGGCCGGGCUGCGCGGCAAGGGAGCGUCGCAGGGCGCCGGGGUUACGAACGCUAGCUCUCUGGGUAGCUUUGUGUAAGGCGGUUGCUGUACCACAGCUUAGCUCUUAAGAGCUGUGCUGUAGCAAAGACUCAGAAAGGGCUUUCUUCAGCUGGAGCAGAACUUUAAUAAGGUUAGUUGAGCGGUCGUGUUACCAUCCCAGGGAGUCUACUUGCAAGCUUUUCUGAUAUUUUCACAUAUAAUUUAAUGACUAGCAUGGCGGAGAAGGUGGUUCUGCUAUAAGGUGCAGUGUAUGUUGGAAUACUUCUUGUGAUGUGUUUCAUGUGAUAUCUGUGGAUGUACCAUGUGCUGUCAUUUCAUUUUUGUUUGUUUUAUUUCUAAGGGCCUUGAUGCAAUUUUCAAGAGCAUAAAUGCUGUUAAACCUGUGUUCAGGUACUUUCAUUCAUUCAUGAAAGUUGAGUCGGGAUUUUUGUAUUACUUGCUUCUUUGGAAGUCUUAUUGUAGCUUCAUGUGGUGUUGUCAUGAAGGAGGGCUUCUUAACAUAAUGUAAAACCUUAUUCUUGGAUUCCUAGUUCUCUGCGCUUACCAAACCAAAUAGUAAGCAGCCAAAAUUAUCAUAGAUCUGUGACUGUCAUUCAACUGGAAAGAGAAGAGGGUGCAGUUGUUUCCUGGUACCUGUUCCCAGGAUUAUUUCUGGGCUUUGUUUGGUGAUAAUAUUCUUAAACAGUUACAAGAGCAGGAUCCAUCACAAGUUACCAGGCACUGGAUAGGAAGAACAGGCACAUAAUUCUCUUUCAAGUUUGCACUAUGAAAUUGUGGCAUUUAAGUUCAUCUUUGGUUCUGGUCCUAUAUGCCUUAAUAGUCCACUUUCAGGACUAAAAGUGUGUGCCUUUUUUUUUUUCCCCCCUGUGUGCCUUUUUUUUUCCCUCCUCCAAGACAGUUUAUAUAAACUAUCUAAUGUGUCUGGAACGGUUUAUUUUCAUAGUAUCAGUAAGAAAUGAAGAAAACUCUUCCUGAAAAAAUGCAGAAAAUCCAGUGUUUUUUUUUUUUUACAGUUCAAAACUACAUUUAUGAAUUUCAAAAACUGAUAAAGGUCUCUGUCCCGUGUAACUGAAUCCCUGGCUUGAAUUCCACCAGCAAAGAAGGACAUUUAGUUGUACUGCGUUAGAGAUUAAGUUAAAAAGCUCGUGCCCAUGAGAAAGAGAAGAAUACUAGUAUCCAAAUAAAUAAAUUUCUCCUUCAGUUUGUUGCUGCUGUUUUGAAUCUACAAGCUGAAAAAUUGGAAGACUUUAGAUUUAUUUGAACUGUAAAUAAAAAGAUCUUUUACACUCCUGGAAAAUGGCUGAUAUUCAGAACUGUGAUUUGAAAUCUUUGAGUCCACUUCAGCUAUUUGAAAAAGUAACUGAGCAAGGAGAAAAAGUCAGAGCACUGAAAGCAGGAAAAGCACCAAAGGAUGAAGUUGAUGCAGCAGUGAGGAUGCUGUUAUCAUUAAAACUGUCUUAUAAAACAACAACAGGUCAAGAUUACCAGGCAGGCUUGCCUCCAAGAGAUCUUGUAUCAAUAAACAAUGGUACAGCUAAAGAAGAGGAUGAGGACUUUGUGGACCCCUGGACGGUGCAGACAUCAAAUGCUAAAGGCGUGGAUUAUGACAAACUCAUAGUUCGGUUUGGUAGCAGUAAAAUUGACACAGAUCUCAUCAAUCGAAUAGAAAGAGCUAUUGGGCAAAAACCUCACCGCUUUCUACGCAGAGGAAUCUUUUUUUCUCAUAGAGAUAUGGACCAAGUCCUUCACGCCUAUGAAAAUAAGAAGUCCUUUUACCUUUAUACUGGCAGAGGCCCUUCCUCUCAGGCAAUGCAUGUGGGUCAUCUUAUCCCAUUUAUAUUCACGAAGUGGCUGCAAGAAGUAUUUGAUGUUCCCUUAGUUAUACAGUUGACUGAUGAUGAAAAAUACCUUUGGAAGGACCUGACAACUGAGAAAGCACAUGAAUAUGCAAUAGAGAAUGCAAAAGACAUUAUUGCAUGUGGUUUUGACAUCAAUAAAACCUUUAUCUUUUCUGAUUUAGAUUAUUUGGGGACAAGCGCAGGAUUCUACAAAAACAUCGUCAAAAUUCAGAAGCAUGUUACAUUUAACCAAGUGAAAGGAAUCUUUGGCUUUACAGACAGUGAUUGCAUUGGAAAGAUCAGCUUCCCUGCUAUUCAAGCUGCUCCAUCCUUCAGUUCAUCAUUUCCGCAGAUCUUCAAUGGCAAGGAGAACAUUCAGUGUCUUAUUCCAUGUGCUAUUGACCAGGAUCCUUAUUUUAGAAUGACCCGAGAUGUAGCACCUAGAAUUGGACUUCCUAAACCAGCCUUACUACACUCAGUCUUCUUCCCAGCCUUGCAAGGAGCACAGACAAAAAUGAGUGCUAGUGACCCAAACUCCUCCAUCUUCCUCACUGAUACUCCCAAACAGAUCAAGACCAAGAUUAACAAGCAUGCCUUCUCGGGCGGUAGAGAUACUAUUGAAGAGCACAGGAAGUAUGGGGGUAACUGUGACGUUGAUGUGUCUUUCAUGUACCUAACUUUCUUCCUAGAAGAUGAUGACAGGCUUGAACAACUGAAGCAGGCAUACACAAGUGGGGAAUUGCUCACAGGGGAGCUGAAGAAGGUGCUUAUUGAAACAUUGCAGCCCUUGAUAGCAUCUCAUCAAGAGAGACGCAAGCAGGUCACAGAUGAAAUGGUGAAGCAAUUCAUGACUCCACGGAAGCUAGCUUUUGAAUUUUGAAGAAAUGCGUAUGUAACUUACCACUUGAUAAACCAAAAUCAAAUACUUGUUGUCUUCUGUUGUAUGUCAUCACUCCUUAGUUAUGUACAGCCUGCUAUCAGUGCUUUAUAAAUAUUGCUUUUAAUGAGUUACUUACAAUGAACAUCAGAGUGCAGAAAAAGUUUAAAAUGGGAUUCAUAUCUAUUUAAAAUCAAAAUGUGCUAAUUGAGGAAUUGAUUCCAUACAAGACAGAAUUGCCUGAUCUUGCAGAGAAGCAUGUCUGUCAGCACAGGACCCUAUUUUAUUGUAUUUAAUGUUGAAAAUAUAUAUAAAUAAAAUUUCCAUUUUGAUGCUAAAGUCUAACUUGUAAAUUGUUUUAGAUUUGUUGGUAAGAGGUCAGAUCUCAGAAACUAAUACCUAGCAACUCCAAUUUCUUUUGUCCUGUGUAGCUUUGUUUACUAGACUACAUGUUCUAGCGGGCUGCUUGGGAACACGCCGCAUGCAUGAAGAUGAUGAAUGUUACGAAGUAGAUUACACGGGGACUUAGCCUGAGAUCAGUACGGAAAGGGUGGAGGCCUGCGAGUGGAACGCAGGAGAGAGUAAAAUCUAGUUGGCUUUGUUAUCCUCUUCCAAGUCACAGAAAACUGUCUUUGCUUUCGUUUCUUCAACUAUAAUACCAGUCUGAAUGCCUCUGAAGGAAGGAGAUAAAACAGGGUUGUGAAGUUCCUUGAUAUUCUCAGGUGAAAGAUAUUAUAGAAAUGCAAAUGUUAGUUUCUAGUUAUGAGAAAUACUAAGUGUUGAAUCAUGCUGUGAGAAUGAAGUCACUGCUGUACGCAGUGAUAUUUCUAGGGCUAUCUGUCCUGUUUUACUGCACCAGAUCAUUUAAACCCACAGUACUUAUUUUUAGAUCUAUCCAAUGAGAAAAUCUACUUUGUUGAAAUACCUCAUGUAAUACCUCAUUCUUUCCUUUAUUAAAAAAAAAAAACUUCAAUGUCUUUGGUAUGAUUUAUGGAGGAGCAAUUCACAUGAUCAGCUAGUUUGUUUUCAUAUGUACAGUACUGAAUAUAUACUGUUAGAUCUGUCCUGUAUUUAUGUAGAAUAGAUGGUGGCUAGCCCAGACCCAUCUUAUCUAAAUCAAAUAAAAAUACCUUUGAUAACACA